Molecule: messenger RNA, 1830 nt
Organism: Paramuricea clavata
Lineage: Eukaryota; Metazoa; Cnidaria; Anthozoa; Malacalcyonacea; Plexauridae
Source: the annotation of a GenBank genome assembly
AUGAGUGAAGAAGCAACAAAGAAACGUAAGAUUCGGGGUGGACAUAGAACGUCAACUAAGAGAACAAUAAAUGCUUCAUCAACAAUUCUUGACGAUUUUGAUCCUUCAAAUAAACAACUUACCGAGAAGUUAUUACAACAAAAGAUUACAUUAAAGGAAAAACUAGACAUUCUGCAAAAUUUAGACAAUGAUAUACUAGCUAUUACUGAGGAGAAAGAUAUUGAAAAGGAAAUUGAAGAAAGUGAUCUUUUAAGAGAGAGAAUACAUGCUACAAUUGUCAGAAUUGAUUCUGUAGUGAGCCCUAUGAGCCUACAUCCAUCACCAAGUCCAGAAGGAACUCAAGAAGAAGGGAAUUCUCAUAAUUCUAGUACUAUAGGUCAUUCGUCGGCCAAGAUAAAGCUACCAAAAUUGAGUUUAAAGAAGUUUAAGGGAGAUAUUAAGGAGUGGACUCCAUUUUGGGACAGUUAUACUUCAGCUAUUCAUGACAAUCCUGACCUAAGUGAUAUUGAUAAAUUUAACUAUUUGAACUCCCUACUUGAAUCAAAGGCAGCAGAAGCAAUUGCUGGGUUAAAGAUUACAUCAGCAAACUAUCAGGAAGCAGUUGACGUGUUAAACCAGAGAUUUGGCGACAAGCAACAGAUUAUUAAUUCGCAUAUGGACAGCCUUCUUCAACUACCUGGAGUAACAAGCCUUCAUGAUGUUCAAAGUAUUAGACAGCUUUACAAUAAGGUUGAAUCGCAUAUCAGAGGUCUCAAGUCUUUGGGAGUAGAGACUGCGACAUAUGGUAAUCUAAUGAUCUCAAUAUUGAUGCAACGGCUGCCACCGGGUUUACGUAUUAUUGUAACAAAGAAGAUGCAAGAGGAUGAAUGGUCUUUGGAUAAACUUAUGACAAUCUUUCGACAAGAAUUAGAGGCUAGAGAAAGAGCAAAUCUGCAGUGUUUACCUCCAUCAAAGUCCAGUUAUCAACGAAAUAAACCGGGAACAGCUUCUACUCUUUUCACGGGACUGCAUGGCACUACCUGUUCUUAUUGUGAAGGAAAGCACUUAUCUCUAAACUGCAAGACAGUGACCAAUGUGGCUGCAAGGAGAGAUAUUCUGAAACGAAGUGGACGGUGUUUUGUAUGUUUAAGAAAAAAACAUAUUAGUAGGGAAUGCCAAUCGAAUAUCAAAUGUUUUAAAUGUGCUAGACGACAUCAUGGAAGUCUGUGCAUGGGCGGCCAACCUCGACAACAACACCCUAACCCUAAUUCUGACCCACCAACCAACCAGCAAGAACCUCGGCAUCCACGUCAGCCCGCAACAGAGACUGAGAAAGGGGACGAAACCGGAAUUGGUGGCAAGAACUUACCAGCACAACCGAACAGAGAAAGAGAUCAACAACAACAACAACAACAACAACAACAACAACAACAGCAGCAAGCUACUACAAGUCAAACCAUGUAUGUUGGCACAAGAACAUCCAUCUUGUUGCAGACAGCGAAAGUCAACAUAUACAUACCCGAAAUGCAGGAAAAUAGAGUAAAUGCUCGACUUAUACUGGAUAGUGGGAGCCAACGUUCUUUCGUGACAACCAGAGUGAAGAAUCAAUUAAACCUUGAUGCAGAAGGAACAGAAAACCUCAUGAUUAAGACAUUCGGAGACGAAGCAGAGGAACUACAAACAUGUGAAUUUCUGCACUUCAACAUUGAGACAGAAUCUACUUAUCCCGAUCUUUCACUUACAGCAUUUGUCAACCCCUCAGACACCAAACAACCCAAGUGGCACAGGAAAUUUACCAUCAUCUCGAAGGUCUUAAUCUUGCAGAUCUUAAUACUGGCGAAGAAGAGUUAG